Zingiber officinale is the source of this 2172-nucleotide messenger RNA. RefSeq names its product terpene synthase 10-like. The record is from RefSeq and is a predicted model, not a curated record. The coding region runs from base 1 to 2172 and encodes 723 amino acids. Gene Ontology annotation, biological process: diterpenoid biosynthetic process. NCBI's taxonomy places the organism in Eukaryota, Viridiplantae, Streptophyta, Magnoliopsida, Zingiberales, Zingiberaceae. The transcript has 8 exons. Gene Ontology annotation, molecular function: terpene synthase activity; magnesium ion binding.
AUGGCUGCUCGUCAAGCAAUGUAUAUUUGCGCUCCCAUGAUAUCCGUCCUCCCUCGCCGCCCGAUGAUAGUUACUGCCGUCGAGCAGUACUGUGGCCGACGGACGUUCCGGCGAACUCUGCAGGUCCGAUCAUGCAGCGCCACUAGUCAUGUAGCUCCCUUGCGGCGGUCGGGGAAUUAUCAGCCAAGCAUAUGGACAGACGAGCGUGUGCAGUCCCUCACGGGCACCUCCACGGUGCAACAAGAAGAGAAACGUGAGAGAAUAAACGUACUGAAGGAGCUGACCAGGAAUCUGAUAUGCGAGAAGCAGCAAGUAGCAGAGCAGCUUCAAUUGAUCGACCACCUGCAACAGCUCGGCGUGGCGUAUCACUUCAAAGACGAGAUUGCUGACGUUUUAAGUCAUCUUCACGCUUCUUUAGACCAUGUGAGCUCGCAGCUGAAGGACGAUCUCCAUGCCACAUCGCUGCUCUUCAGGCUCCUCAGAGCAAAAGGCUUCUCUGUUUCACAAGAUUUGCUCGAGACAUUUAGAGACGAGAAGGGAAACUUCGAAGCUCGCUGUGAGAACCAGAUCAGAGGGCUUCUGAGUUUGUACGAAGCUUCCUACCUCGAGAAGGAAGGAGAGUCUGUCCUUAAGGAAGCCAUGGAUUUCGCGACCGAGCAGCUGAAGGCAUUGAUGGAGGAGGGGUCUGUUCCUGAGGCUGGUGGCCUCAGAGAGCAGGUGGCCCAUGCGCUGCAGAUUCCACUGAAUUGGCGGUUGGAGAGAGUGCAGCACAGGUGGUUCAUUGAAGCAUGCCGUGGCCACGACACCAUCAAUCCUCUCCUUCUGGAGUUUGCUGAGCUCGACUUCAAUCUAGUUCAGGACACGUACAAGAGCGAACUCAGAGAGCUCUCCAGAUGGUGGUCGGGGCUCGGGCUUUCAGAGAAGCUGCCAUUUUGCAGAGACAGAUUACUUGAAAGCUAUCUGUGGGCAGUUGGUUUCACUUAUGAACCAGAUAGAGGGAGAUGCAGAAUGAUCGAAACAAAGUCAAUCUGUUUUAUUACAUUGAUCGAUGAUAUUUACGAUGUUUAUGGAACCUUGGAUGAACUCCAGCUCUUCACUGACGUCGUCAACAGAUGGGACUUAACUGCCAUGGACAAGCUUCCAGAGUACAUGAAACUAUCUUUCUUUGCACUCUUCAACCUGGUCCACGAAGAAGGCUACCGGGUGAUGAAGGAGAAGGGCGUGGACAUUGUGCCUGACUUAAAGAGAGCAUGGGGAGAUAUGUGCAAAGCAGACUUUCAGGAAGCAAAAUGGUUCCACCAUGGCCAAACCCCGAAGCUCAAGGAGUACUUGGAGAAUGCAUGGGUAUCAAUAUCUGGUCCAAACAUUCUGUCUCAUGCUUACUGCGUGAGCAAUGACUUAACUGGAGAGGCCUUGAAAGGUUUUCCCAAUACUUACUAUGAGAUCACACACUCCUCGAGCACACUUUUUCGUCUUUAUGAUGAUAUGGGCACUUCCACGGAUGAGCUAGAAAGAGGCGAUGUGGCCAAAUGUAUUCAAUGUUACAUGCAUGAACAAUGUGUCACAGAGGAAGUGGCUCGAAGGGAGAUAAGAGAAUUGAUGAAGAAAUAUUGGAGAGCUUUGGAUGCAUCUCUUAGUUGGGAUUCUCCAUUAGAGGAGUACUUCAAGAAUAUAGCAGUUAACAUCCCUCGGACGGCACAAUUCUUUUAUCAAGAUGGGGAUGGCUUUGGGGACGCGUAUACUGCUGCCUUCACUUUCCUCAGGCUACCUUCCCCUUUAUUCAUGGAAUCAGACGAGGUAUCUUCUCUGCGCCAUCAACUCACUCAUUUGACCCAGUUGCUAACUCACAAAGAUGAGGCUCUGCUUGAAAUGACGCAGAGUAGGGACCUUCAGUCCUCUCUCCGUCGGGAAAUGGAAGAGCUCUGGCUGGCGGCUAAAUCCAGGACUCGAGCUGAGGCAGCUCUAAAGCAUAAGGAUUAUGCAGACUUGAAGAGUCAGACCCAUUUCAUUACCUACCUGAAGCUGAAACACGAGGACACUGUAGCCCUCCUGCAAGAGGAAAGCCGGAUAAAAGAUGAAACCAUUGCCUAUCUACAAAGCAGCAUCCAAUGUAUCAAGGAAGAACUGGCUCAAGCGCAGGCUCAUCUAGCGAAGAGAGACCAAACAUCUUGA